Messenger RNA from Exophiala aquamarina CBS 119918, 1692 nucleotides. RefSeq lists its product as uncharacterized. The transcript has 3 exons. Gene Ontology annotation, cellular component: cytoplasmic vesicle; clathrin adaptor complex. Lineage: Eukaryota; Fungi; Ascomycota; Eurotiomycetes; Chaetothyriales; Herpotrichiellaceae. The record is from RefSeq and is a predicted model, not a curated record. Gene Ontology annotation, biological process: intracellular protein transport; endocytosis. Bases 1 to 1692 code for a protein of 563 amino acids.
AUGAGCGUCAACAUCGAUGCGCUCUACAUCUUUGACGAACACAAUGAGUGUGUCCUCGAACACGUUUACAACGGCCGACCACCGACGGCCAACCUUCUCAUCUCCAGCAUUCUAAGCCGAGCCUCUCCUCGGCCUUCUGUCCUCCACCUUUCAGAUCUUGCUCCAUCUGCGACCGCUUAUUCCGUAACCCAAGGGAAUCUUCUUCUGGUUGCAGUAGCUCUCAAAGAUGCGCAACCCCUUGCGAUACUAGACUUCCUCCAUCGACUUAUCGAUGUAUUCGAGGACUUCCUUGGAACCCCCCUGUUGACAGUCAAGAUACAAGACAAUUAUGAGAUCGUCGCGCAACUACUUGGGGAAAUGUGUGAUGGCGGGGUCGUCUGCAAUACAGAGCCCAAUUCCUUACGAGAGUUGGUCGAGGUCUCUUCGUUGAUUGGGAAGUUAUUUACUCAGGUUGGCUUGCCAGGGGCAUCUCCGGCUCUCGGUCCACAGAAUUCUUUCGCUGCAAGCCUUCGUCCGACAGUUUCACCUUCUGCAGGACCUGCAAUCCCCUGGAGAAAGUCAAACGUGCGCCACACGUCGAACGAGCUUUAUGUCGACAUUAUAGAAAGUUUGUCCGUCAUCUUUGCUCCGUCAGGUCGUCCUAUUUCAGCUCGUUCUCAUGGUGCCAUCGCAUUCACAGCUAAGAUAUCUGGCGUUCCGGAUCUCCUACUGACAUUGAAUGCUCCGGGAGGUACUAGUAGUGCCAAAUCUUCAGGAAUUGCUCGGACCAUGCAGAACCCAGUUUUCCACCCUUGCGUACGGCUUGCACGCUGGAAGGAGCACCCAGGGGAGUUGUCCUUUGUGCCACCGGACGGCCGAUUCAUGCUAGGCGGGUAUGAAACAGAUCUAAUGCCAACAAACUUAAACAACGAUCAACCGCCAAGCCAGAGCGAUCGGAUAUAUCUCCCAGCGACUGUUGAUUUACGACCAGGACUCGGUAGCUCAGGGACCGAAUUUGAAGCCAGAUUGACACUUAACAACAAUUUCCCGGGGGUUGCCUCGUCAAGCAAGCCCGGCACCUCACGGUCAGCAUCAAGUACUGGGCCAUUUUCUUUUGGAAGUGCCAAUGCGGGCAAUUCCAGCGCUCCAUCGCUUGAAGCCCUGGUUGUGACAAUACCGUUCCCACGUGAAGUUCGCAAUGUCACAGAAAUUAAACCAUCUCGAGGCGAAGCUAGCUUCAAUGCAUUCGAGAAAGUAAUUGAGUGGAAGGUGCCUACCAAAGACGGCGCAUCGAUCAACGGAGUAGCGGUCUUGACAGGAACAGUGACUGGGCCACUAAACGCAUUGUCAAUUGCCAAUGACGACAACGAUGUGGAAGCGUCCGAACUCGGGAAAGCGAACAGCGUGGCAGGUUACUAUGAGGAAGAUGCCGUUGCCGAUCAGACCGACCUACAAGAUGGGAUCCGAUCGACUCCUGCAGCCGGAACUUCAACGGGCAACGGGGCCAAGAAAUCUCAAGCGAGUAGGUUGCUCAUGCCGCGGUCGAUCGCGGUUUCUUUCAAUGUCAAAGGCUGGCUCCCCAGUGGCAUCAAAGUCGACGCGCUUCUUGUUGACGUCAAGAAAUCCAAGGGCUUGGGUGAUGGCGUUCGGCCUUACAAGGGUGUCAAGUAUCUCACCGUCAGCCGACAAGGCAUUGAGCGCAGGAUCGGGUGA